AUGCACGUCGGCACCAACGGCUCGCACCCCAACGGCCGCGGCAGCGAACUCAUCACCCUAGCGCUGGACAUCUUCGCGCGGCGGGUCGUCAGCAAAAGCAUGUCCCAGCUCACCGCCAACAUGGGCCGCACCUGGCGGUACAUGGUGUCCGACUCGCAGUACCGGUGGAUCGGGCCCGAGAAGUCGGUGACGCACCUCGCGGUGGCCGGGGUGCUCAACGCGGUGUGGGAUCUGUGGGGCAAGAUCGCGCGCAAGCCGGUGUGGCGGAUCGUGGCGGACAUGAGUCCCGCCGAGGUGGUGCGGUGUAUCGAUUUCCGGUAUAUCACGGACGUGGUGACGCCGGAGGAGGCGCAGGCCAUGUUGGAGAAGACGCAGGCGGGGAAGGAGGAGCGGAUUCAGGAGGCGCUGGCGAAUACGGCGGUGCCGGCGUACACGACGAGUCCGGGGUGGUUGGCGUUUAGUGGGGAUCGGAUGAAGGAGGUGCUGGCGGAGACGAUUGCGCAGGGGUUUACGGUGUUUAAGUUCAAGGUGGGAACCAGUGUGGAGGCGGAUCGGGAGCGGUUGAAGGCGGUGCGGGAUGUGCUGGGGUAUGAUAAGGGCUAUCAGAUCAUGAUUGAUGCGAACCAGGUCUGGAGCGUGCCCGAGGCGAUCGAGUACAUGAAGCAGCUGGUCGAGUUCAAGCCUGUCUUCAUCGAGGGUUCAGCCCACAAACCCCGACGACGUCCUCGGCCACGCGGCCAUCCGCAAGGCUCUCAAACCCUCCUGCAGGCCGAGGCGACCGACGUGGCGCAGAUCGAUGCCGUCCGGCUCGGCAGCGUCAACGAAUGCCUUGCCGUGAUGCUGAUGGCGCUCAAGUUCAACGUGCCCUGCGUGCCGCACAACGGCGCCAUGGGCCUGACCGAGCUGACCUCCCACCUCAGCCUGAUCGACUACGUGGUCGUCAGCGGCAAGCGGUCCAUGCUCGAGUUCGCCGACAGCCACCGCGAGAGCCUGCGGCACCCGUCCAAGAUCGUUGACGCCCACUACGUCACCCCGAUCGAGCCCGGGUACAGCAUUGGGUACACCGAGGAGGCGCUCGAGAAGUACACGUACCCGAACGGCAGCUUCUGGCGGAGUGAUAUCGGGCAGAAGAUUAUUGCGCAGCCGACGGGCGGAGAGUUGUAG
Chaetomium globosum CBS 148.51 is the source of this 1164-nucleotide messenger RNA. RefSeq lists its product as uncharacterized. The coding region runs from base 1 to 1164 and encodes 387 amino acids. Gene Ontology annotation, molecular function: magnesium ion binding; hydro-lyase activity. The record is from RefSeq and is a predicted model, not a curated record. Gene Ontology annotation, biological process: carbohydrate catabolic process. Lineage: Eukaryota; Fungi; Ascomycota; Sordariomycetes; Sordariales; Chaetomiaceae. The transcript is spliced from 5 exons.